Molecule: messenger RNA, 2823 nt
Organism: Microstroma glucosiphilum
Lineage: Eukaryota; Fungi; Basidiomycota; Exobasidiomycetes; Microstromatales; Microstromataceae
Product: cation efflux protein
Exons: 2
Coding region: 1-2823 (940 amino acids)
Biological process (GO): transmembrane transport; intracellular zinc ion homeostasis; zinc ion transport
Cellular component (GO): Golgi apparatus; membrane
Molecular function (GO): zinc ion transmembrane transporter activity
Source: RefSeq, a predicted model, not a curated record
AUGGACGACGUCUCCGCCAGCACAUCUGCCUAUCCUGAUCCUCGGCAAAGGGGCAAGAUCACAUUCAACGCGCCAAAGACGAGCAAUGCCCUAUCAUCACGGAUACCUACCGAUCUCCUUCUCGCUCUCAUUCUCACAAAGACUACAAUCGCCUCUUCGGCGCUGCUAGCUCGGCACUGGCUGCUGGUCCCGCACUCAGAGGGUGUCCACACGCCCCAAUCCGCCUUUGGCAGAGGCAGUCAGCCCCUCCUCUCUGACCCAGGAGAUCAUGGACAGGCUUCAGCCUGGGCAGUGGCAACCGUGGCCUUCUUCCUGGCAUCGUUAGGGCAAGGGCUCUGGUUCCGUGUUUGGCAGUGGACUCCCUCACUCCGUAGGUCAGAUCCCAACAUGAAGGUGCUACCCAGACGCUUAGGCAUGCUGGCACUAGUCUACUUCGCCCACCUCCUCGUCUGGCUUCUGGCUCUCGAACACCUUGGAGCAACGACUGUCAUCCUCUUCACUCAAUUCUGCGAGGUAUGGGCUUCGGACUUGGUGCGAUCUGUAAAGACAAAGAGCUACGGAGGAUACACGAUCCUCAUGGCCCUCUGUCUCUCUUUCCUCUGGACUUUGGUCACUGGUCUCUCGAGUUCGAGCCCCACUGGGAGCAGCGUCGUUGCGCAGAAUUCCAGCCGCGGCAUUUCAGGGUCCAAGUACGACUAUGAUGAGGACCUACCACCCUCUCUCAGGCAUACCCGCCCUAGCGAUCUCGGCUCCCCCACCAGUGCUGCCAGGGCUGCUGCACAGGCUGGUCUCGACGCGGCCGGCUUCUCGCCCAGUGGAGUCCUCGUGGGGCACUUGUGGCUGCUAGUGUAUGCGUUCCUCACACUCGAGAGGGAGAGGGCGACCGGUGCUGCGUCAAAGGAGAGCGGAGGAAGGCGGAGAGCUACCGUUCUUGCGGCACUCAUCGUAGCAGCAAUCGUCACGCCAGCUUCUUUACUGGGAGCAAUCGUUGGACUACCAACUCUUCCGCCUCUGAGCUCCCUAGCUCCUACCUUUGCGUCCUUCGGCUCGUCAGCGACGUCUCAUCUUCCAGCUUACUUCCUCCUCGCCGGCUCUUUCCUCAUCCUCGAGCCGCUCCUCUCGACUGCUCUGGAGCCGCAUGCCUCUCUGCAAGCUCGUGUCAAGCAAGGCUGGCCGAUGGCGGUCAUCGCAUGCGCCGUCGUAGGCUUUGUAGGGUUUGGCCUCAGAGUCGGCUGGGGUGUGUGGGGUGUUGCAGCCUGCGUGGGCUGGGGACUACGAUCCAUCCUCAACUUUUCGCCACACUUGCAACAGACGUAUGCAAGCGUAGAGACAACCUCGUCCGGCGGCGUCCGAACGGUCAGUCACACUCGCCAGCCGUCCGACGGGUCGGCGCUUGCUGAGCUAGCGAAGACAUCGAAAGAUCUGCUCUUGUCUGCCCGCAAGACCGUUCAGAUCAUUAUGGCUAAUAAUGACUCUCGCAAGAUCUUCCAAUUUCUCUGCCUCAAUCUAGCCUUCAUGGGAGUGCAGCUGAUGUGGGGAGUCUGGACAAACUCUCUCGGACUUAUCAGUGAUGCUAUUCACAUGUUCUUCGACUGCGCCGCGAUUGGCAUGGGCCUCUUCGCUAGUAUUAUGGGCACAUGGGGUCGCGAUGAUGUAUACACUUACGGCUACAAUCGAGUUGAGACCCUCAGCGGUUUCUCCAACGGUAUCUUCCUGAUCCUCAUCAGUGUCUUUAUCGUAUUUGAAGCCGUGCAACGGAUCAUCGAACCUCCCGAGAUGCACAACACGACGCAGCUCCUCAUCGUCAGUGGCAUGGGUCUUGCAGUGAACCUCUUCGGCAUGUUUGCCAUGGGAGGACAUCACCAUCAUGGCCAUUCACAUUCUCACGGACAUGAUCAUGGCCACGGCCACGGUCACGAUCACUCGCACCAUGACCAUGGACACUCACACAAUAUGAUGGGAGUGUAUCUCCACGUUAUGGCAGACACUCUAGGGUCUGUCGGAGUCAUCAUCUCCACCCUGCUGAUAGAGUACUAUGGCUGGACCGGCUUCGACCCGAUAGCCUCGCUCUUCAUCGCUUUCAUGAUCACAAUCUCUGUCAUCCCUCUGGUCGUCGAGUCGGGCAAGAUCCUCUGCCUGGAUCUACCAGCUGGAACGGAGAAGAGCAUCGCCGAGGCGCUGCAGGAGCUGGACUCGAUUGAGGGUCUAGCCUCCUUCUCCAACCCCAGAUUCUGGCCAAAGGAUGGAGAGACGCUUGUCGGGUCGAUACACCUGCAAGUCAUGUGUGCAGAGGGGCCAGACGACUCUUCACACCAGCAGCAGCAUGAUCUCCGGCAUCAGACGUCAGCUUCGAGGCUCUCAGAGGACACGACCAACGGUGGUAACUCGCCAUCUUUAUCGCUUCACCCGACAGUCCGGCCGGAGAUAUUGGCGAAGCAAGUUGAAGCGUUCCUCAAGCAUCGCAUACAGGGUCUUGACAGUUUGUGUAUCCAAUUUGAGCCUGCAGGGACACCGUCGAGCUUCGCAGCCUCUUCGAGUCUGGGCGUGCCAGGAUCCGCACGGCCUCCUCAGCGAAGUUGGAGUGGAGCUAGCAGCAUAAUCGAUCACGGAGAGGCGUUUGAGACCUUCGGAGGUGGAGGAGGCAGUCUUGGGCUGAUGGGGACCGGAAUGGAUCUCCAACGGUCGGUGAGCGGCAGCAGUGCGAGGAGCAGUACGGAGCCGAGCAGUGCAGGUGGGCUUGGGGGUGAUGCGAUGCCUGUGAUGGCCGGUGGAUUUACGCCAUCGAUGGCGCAGAUGUAUGCCACACCGAAGAAGACACGGUGA